UCCCGGCUUAGCCGGGGGAGCGCGGCCUGAGGCCGCUGCUCGGCGCUGGGGUCGGGGGAGCGGCCCAAAGCAGGACCGCUCCCGGCCAUGGGGGGCGAUAGGCUCUGGGGCUGGCCUUGGCCGAGGGUAUGUGGAGAUCACAGUAAAAAGUAGAGAGGGAAGUAUCUCUGGGCUUUUGGAGAGACUCUUCAGCCAAGCAUAACAUUGCACAAAAGGCACUGGAUGAUCAUAGCUAAAUAAUGUCUGGACUACGUGGAGCUGUCCAUGCAAAAUGGAUAAUAGGGAAAGUAAUUGGAACCAAAAUGCAUAAAACUGCCAAAGUGAGAGUGACAAGGCUUGUACUGGAUCCUUAUUUACUAAAGUUCUUUAACAAGCGAAAAACUUAUUUCGCUCAUGAUCCAUUGCAGCAAUGUGCCGUCGGAGACAUUGUUCUUCUAAAAGCUUUGCCUGAGCGGAGGACCAAAAAUGUGAAACAUGAACUGGCUGAGAUUGUUUUCAAGGUUGGAAAUGUCAUAGACCCCGUAACCGGAAAGGCCUGCGCAGGAACCAGGUUCUUGGAAAGUCUAACAGACUCAGAAAGUCUAACUGAGGCAGACACUACCUAUCUAAGUGAAAAGCUCCAUGAACUAAAUGUUUCCUCAACAGAGAAAUAAAGGGUGGGAAGAGGCCGUAAACCGAGAGCUUUACCUCUCAUCUUUACAUGAGGGAUUGGUUGUGCCUGUUGUCUUAGGAUGUAAAAUCUUUUUAUUGUUAGUAACAACAAAUAAUAAACUGAAUUACUUCCAA
Messenger RNA from Dermochelys coriacea (leatherback sea turtle), 786 nucleotides. It is a transcript of the gene MRPS17, whose product is annotated as mitochondrial ribosomal protein S17. The record is from RefSeq and is a predicted model, not a curated record. The coding region runs from base 240 to 653 and encodes 137 amino acids. The transcript is spliced from 4 exons. Gene Ontology annotation, biological process: mitochondrial translation. Lineage: Eukaryota; Metazoa; Chordata; Testudines; Dermochelyidae. Gene Ontology annotation, molecular function: structural constituent of ribosome. Gene Ontology annotation, cellular component: mitochondrial small ribosomal subunit; ribosome.